AACUGGAACCAGGACAAGGUUUUGUCUUUUGUGUCUAACUCAGUUCCACCACAUCCUUUUAAUCUCCUACAUAUCCACAACUUAUUUCCGAAUCUCCCUAACAUUCAUUUCAGAGACAUGGAACUUUCUCAAUUCUCUUUAUCGGCCACCGUCGUUACCGGAAUCUUCUCCCUUCUCCUCUUUCUCUAUACCCUCUUCAACAUAUCUACAAGAGUGGUUGGCGCUCAUCGAAAGAAACUCCCACCCGAACCCGCUGGUCAUUGGCCAGUGAUAGGUCACCUCCAUUUGUUAAGUGCAACAGAACCAGCUCACAUAACCUUAGCAAAGUUAGCAGACACGUACGGACCAAUAUUUACUUUGAAAUUGGGUAUGAGCAAAGCCUUGGUUGUGAGCAGUUGGGAAAUAGCGAAAGAGUGUUUCACUACAAACGAUAGAAUCUUUGCCUCUCGUCCAAAGCUCGUGGCCUCCAAGUUGUUGGGAUAUAACUACAACAUGUUAGGACUGAGCCCGUAUGGUCCAUACUGGCGUCAUAUCCGUAAACUCGCAACGCUUGAACUCUUGACGAACCGCCGCCUCCACCAGUUCCAACAUAUCAGAGAAUUUGAAGUGCAAACUUCAAUUAAGAAGCUGUAUGAGUCAUGUAUUAGAAACAAGAAAGCGUUGGUGGAAAUGAAUACGUGGUUUGGGGAUAUAACUCUUAACACAAUCUUUAGGAUUGUCGUUGGAAAGAAAUUCUCAAUAGCAAUGGAUGGGAGUGCUGAUCGAAAUGAAGUAUAUCGUACGGCUUUGAGGGAGUUUUUUGAAUGGUUUGGAGUGUUUGUGCCUUCAGAUAGUUUUCCAUUUCUAAAGUGGUUUGAUUUGGGUGGACAUGAGAAAGCCAUGAAGAAGACAGCUAAAAUUCUUGACGAGGUGUUUGAUAAAUGGCUUCAAGAACAUCGACAGAGAAGAAAAUUUGAGGAGAGUGAGAAUGACUUCAUGGAUGUACUUCUUUCUAAUGUUAAAGAUGCAGAACAAUUUCCAAACUACGAUGCAGAUACGGUUAUCAAGUCUUCAUGUUUGGGUCUCAUAUUGGCUGGUUUUGACACUACAACAGUAACAAUGAUAUGGGCACUUUCUUUAUUACUCAACAAUGAAGAAGCACUCAAAAGAGCUCAACUUGAACUAGAUGAGCAAAUUGGGAGACACAAGCAAGUUAAAGAAUCAGAUAUAGUAAAUCUUAAGUAUCUCCGAGCAAUACUGAAGGAAACAUUACGUUUAUAUCCAGCAGGUCCACUUGGAGUUCCUCAUGAAUCUACAGAAGAUUGUAAAAUUGCUGGCUAUCAUAUUCCAGCAGGAACACGUUUAAUGGUGAAUAUUCAAAAGCUUCAAAGAGACCCACGUGAGUGGAAAGAUCCCUGUGAAUUUCGACCAGAAAGAUUUCUAACAAGUGAAAAAGAUUUUGACGUUGGAGGAAAAAACCCCAAGCUCAUACCAUUCGGAACUGGACGUAGAAUGUGUCCAGCAGUUUCAUUUGCACUUCAGAUUAUGCAUUUAACACUUGCAAAUUUGCUUCAUGGAUUUGAAAUUGAAAGGCCAUCUCAAGACCUCAUUGAUAUGGAAGAAAGUGCUGGUAUGACUAGCAUUAAAAAGGAGCCACUCCGAGUUAUUAUAAGCCCACGCCUCCCACCUCAACUUUACGAAUGAUAUGCUGAAUCAAUUGAUCGAAAGUUGGAAUCAAGUAUCAAACAUGGUUGGGAAAACUAUUUUCCAAGUUAUUAUAAGGUUGUAAGUUUUGUUCAAUAAUUGUUCUAAUUGUUUUUCUCUUGACACUGUUAGUCAAAUAAUAGUUGUUAUUAUAAGAUGAAAGUAUACUUAAUUAUAUUAUACCUAUUAUUGAUAUAAAUAGAAAUUUUAAAUAAA
Cucumis melo (muskmelon) is the source of this 1899-nucleotide messenger RNA. RefSeq names its product cytochrome P450 CYP82D47-like. Gene Ontology annotation, biological process: defense response to other organism. The record is from RefSeq and is a predicted model, not a curated record. Bases 118 to 1683 code for a protein of 521 amino acids. The transcript has 2 exons. NCBI's taxonomy places the organism in Eukaryota, Viridiplantae, Streptophyta, Magnoliopsida, Cucurbitales, Cucurbitaceae. Gene Ontology annotation, molecular function: heme binding; monooxygenase activity; iron ion binding.